GGUAUCUAGAAUAGGUUACUGUGGUGUAUAAACUAUGCAUCCGUUUUUGUAAGAUUGAGCCAACUACUGCUCCCUCCAACCAUGGAUGGUGUAGGCAGGGGUCGCGGAGCGGUUAUUCCAGCAUGGUUGCAACAUCAGCAACAGCAACAACAGGCAGGUCCUGGCCAUGACGCAAACCAUGCCGCGGUACCGGAGCCAACGGACGCCCAGCUGUCAGCGCGAUAUGGCGAUGCUCUUGGCUCGCUUGACGAAGAGGGCCAGCGGGCUCUCAUGGAGCAGCAGGAGCAGGAGGUUCGGCAGGCAGCCAUGAGGUCUAACAAGCGGCAAGAGCGCGAUGAGGACUCGACGGAUGAGCCCCGGGACCCAGCGCAACUAAAGGACAAGCUGCUGAAGCUCUCCCACGACUUCCACGCAAACACCGGCAGCAGCAACGGCACCGCCCCAGCAGCAGCAGUAGCCCCGCAGGCGCCGCUGGCCGCCGCCCCGCAGCGCGGCGCCGGCGACUGGACCAACUACCAACCGCCCAGUGCCGUACUGGCGGCCAUUGCGGCCAAAUCCGGGGCUCAGCAGCAGCAGCAGCAGCAGGCGCCACCGCAACAGCCGGGCGCGGGGGCGCUUCCGCCUCCUCCUCCAGGCCCUCCCCCCGGCCCUCCGAAGCCCCCUGGUCCGCCGCCACCCGCCCGGCCCCCAGGACCGCCCCCGCCACCCCGCCCGCCGGGCCCCCCGCCCCCGCCUCGGCCGCCGGGGCCGCCUCCCUUGGCGCCCCCCGGCCCUCCCCGGCGGGCGGCGAGGAGGAGGGCGGCGGCGGGUCGCGCAAGAGCCGGCUGGAGGCCAUUGCCGAGCAGCAGAGGCUGCGGAAUGAGGGUCGGGGGCGGGGCGGCAAGGGGAAGCGCGAGGAGGAGGAGCUGGACCCCAUGGAUCCGGCCGCCUACUCCGACGCCCCCCGCGGCUCCUGGUCCACGGGUCUGGAGGGCGCGCAGCCCAGUGCGGCGGACACCACUGCGGUCGGGCCGCUGUUCCAGUCGCGACCCUACCCCGCACCCGGGUCGGUGCUGCGGGCCAACAAGAAGGCGCUGGAGGGGGGAAACUAGCCGGGGAGUGGGGGGGGGGGCGCAGUUGCAUGGCAUGGCGAGCACAGGACGCAGCAUGACCCGGGGUACGGUACCGCCUGGACACGGGGGCGGGUGCUGAGGGUGCUUGGGGUGCUACCCUCUCUUGGUGGUCUCUGUCUGCCUGCAGUCUCAGUUGUUGUACGGCUGGUUUGACCGGCUGGGAGGUGCGAGGGGGCAACUCGGUUGCGAUGGGGGCUGCUGCGUUGGCGUUGAUUGGCGGAGUGUGCGGUGUAGGUGUGUGUGCUGGACACGGUAGGAGGGGCUAGGGAGAGGAGGAGGAGGGGCUGCUAGGAAGACGAGUAGGAGGGGCCCCGUGUGGGGGGGGCUGCGGAGUGCCGUGUGUGGGGCGCUGCUGGGCAGGGUAGGGCACAUGGGGGCGGGGUUGGGACGGGGCGGACAUGGGAGUGCUGAUGACAGCGAGGACGUGCUGUGUCCGCUGUGCUGCUGCCUGUGCUAGGACAGCCAGACUGCUCUCGCCGGCUACCACCGACGGUUACAGUGUUACAGUGUGUGCACGCGCGACAGUGCACAGCGGCAGGCGCCCCUGCAGUUCCCCCACCCCGGCUGGCUGCUGUCCUAUCAGCCACUACCGGUAGUCGGGAGGGUAUGCAGCGUCUCCACUCCACUCCGGGCAAUUUUGUUAAAUCGAAUUGCAUCAA
This is a messenger RNA of Astrephomene gubernaculifera, 1771 nucleotides long. NCBI's taxonomy places the organism in Eukaryota, Viridiplantae, Chlorophyta, Chlorophyceae, Chlamydomonadales, Astrephomenaceae. The record is from the annotation of a GenBank genome assembly.